UCAUUUGUGGUUUAAUAAAAAAUUUAACAAUUUCCGUGUGAUUUCUUACAAAAUUAAUUAAAACAACAUGGGUCGCGCUGAAGUGGGUACUCCCAAAUACCUGGCCAAUAAAAUGAAGGCCAAAGGUUUGCAAAAAUUACGCUGGUACUGUCAAAUGUGUGAAAAACAGUGCCGUGAUGAAAACGGCUUCAAGUGUCACACCACGAGUGAAAGCCAUCAAAGGCAAUUGUUGCUAUUUGCCGAUUGUCCGGGUAAAUUUUUGCACAAUUUCUCUCAGGAAUUUUCCGAUGGCUAUAUGGAAUUGUUGCGGCGACGUUUCGGCACCAAACGGGUAAAUGCCAAUAAGAUUUAUCAGGAGUAUAUAGCAGACAAGGAUCAUGUGCACAUGAAUUCCACGCGCUGGCUAACUCUGUCGGACUAUGUUAAGUGGCUGGGGCGCACGGGCCAGGCCAUAGCUGAUGAAACGGAAAAGGGUUGGUUUGUCACCUACAUAGAUCGCAGUCCGGAGGCUAUGGAGCGCCAGUCGAAGGCCGAGAAAAAGGAAAAAAUGGAAAAAGACGAUGAGGAGCGUAUGAUGGAGUUCAUAGAAAAACAAAUAGAGAAAACUAAAAGCAAAGAUGGUGAGGAGAACAAUGAAAAAGACAAGUAUACGGAAUUAAAAAGAGACGAAGAUCAACCUUUGAAAUUGGAUAUAAGAUUGGAGAAGAAAUUCAAGCCGGAAUCUAUAUUGGGUACCUCAGCUUUGCUGAAAAAACGAAUAAAAGAAGAGCAAAAAGGUGAUUCCGAUAAUGAGGAAGAUGAUGAGGGUUUUAAGAAACCUAAAGCCAUAAAAAUGGAAACAAAACGUAAAGACAAGGAAGCAAAUACUGCAACCUCAGCCUUGGAUGAUAUUAUUAAAAUGGAAGAACAGAAAAAGGAAAGAACAAAUCGUAAAGAUUAUUGGCUGCAUGAGGGUAUAGUGGUGAAAUUCAUUAGCAAGUCUUUGGGUGAUAAAUACUAUAAACAAAAGGCGGUAGUACAGGAAGUUAUAGACAAAUAUAGAGCCAAAGUUAAGUUUCUAGAAACGGGGGAUAAAGUUAAAGUGGAUCAGGCCCAUUUGGAAACUGUUAUACCGGCCUUGGACAAACUUGUGUUGGUGGUUAAUGGUGCCUAUCGUGGCAGUGAGGCUGUUUUAAAGAAAUUGGAUGAGAAAAACUAUUGUGUUACGGUGGAAAUUUCUAGAGGACCUCUUAAGGGCCGCCUUUUGGACAAAGUUCAAUAUGAAGAUAUUUCAAAAAUUUAUUAAAUAAGAUUUUUUUAUGUAGUUUUAAAUAUGAGAAAAGUAAAUAAAAUAAUUUAAAAUAUAA
Molecule: messenger RNA, 1346 nt
Organism: Calliphora vicina (urban bluebottle blowfly)
Lineage: Eukaryota; Metazoa; Arthropoda; Insecta; Diptera; Calliphoridae
Gene: kin17
Product: kin17 DNA and RNA binding protein
Exons: 2
Coding region: 68-1285 (405 amino acids)
Biological process (GO): DNA replication; DNA damage response
Cellular component (GO): nucleus
Molecular function (GO): double-stranded DNA binding
Source: RefSeq, a predicted model, not a curated record